CCCGGCUUCCGCGCGCCGCCGGCCACCAACCCGCUCGCCACCAUGUCCGUGGAGCUGGAGGAGGCCCUGCUGCUGACGACCGCCGAGGGGACGCCGAGGAUGGCGGAGACCAAGCCCGGCGGGGGCGCAGCGCUGGCCCCGGCCGAGAAGCGCAAGAGCGGCCGGAAGAAGAAGAACCAGCCGGGCAAGUACAGCCAGCUGGUGGUGGAGACGAUCCGGAGGCUGGGCGAGCGCAACGGGUCGUCGCUGGCCCGCGUCUACGCGGAGGCCCGCAAGGUGCCGUGGUUCGACCAGCGCAACGGGCGCACCUACCUCAAAUACUCCAUCAAGGCGCUCGUGCAGAACGACACGCUGCUGCAGGUCAAGGGCACCGGCGCCAACGGCUCCUUCAAGCUCAACCGCAAGAAGCUGGAGGGUGGUGGCGGUGGCGGCGACCGGCGCGGGCUCCUCCCCUCGCCCCCGUCUGGCCCCGGCCCGGCCCCCGCGGCGCCCAAGCCCAAGAAGCCCGCGGCGACGCGGCGCGGGGACAGGCAGCCGGGGGCCCGGGGCCCCGCGACGCCGGAGAGGCGCCCGCACAGGAAGGGCGCGGCCGCCAGGAAGGACAAAGGCGUCGGCAAGGUGAAGAAGGCGGCCAAGCCCAGCGUCCCCAAAGUCCCCAAGGGGCGCAAGUGACCGCGCCGGCCCCGCCAGCCGUGUAUCCCGGUUUUCGCUGUUUGGACCCCCCCAAGUUCGAACGCGCGUAGGUUGUUGUGCGCGGUCCCCCCUCCCCCCAACGCACCCCCCGACCCCCGA
Propithecus coquereli (Coquerel's sifaka) is the source of this 792-nucleotide messenger RNA. Its product is annotated as histone H1x. Gene Ontology annotation, biological process: nucleosome assembly. Bases 43 to 672 code for a protein of 209 amino acids. Gene Ontology annotation, cellular component: nucleosome. The record is from RefSeq and is a predicted model, not a curated record. NCBI's taxonomy places the organism in Eukaryota, Metazoa, Chordata, Mammalia, Primates, Indriidae. Gene Ontology annotation, molecular function: DNA binding; structural constituent of chromatin. The transcript has 2 exons.